AUGAUUGAUCCAUUCUGCAACGAAGCGCUCAAGCGCUUAGCACAGGCUGGGGACCAGAACAUUAAACUCCAGAAAGAACGCGACGAUUUGGAAAGAGAGCGAAAUGAAUUGCGGAAGCAAGUGGAAGAAUUGAGACGAGAAGCCUCCCAGAAACGCGUCGAGGCGCCUUCCCCGCAGGAUAAAUCAAGCGUCGACGCCGUUAAACAGCUCAGCGAGCUGGAGAUGGGGAUUAAGCAAGCGCAAGAGAGCUAUCGGAAGAUUGAGAACCAGUUGAAAGAGAACCAUGCCAAAAUUGGUGAACUGGUGGCUAGUAACCAGCGACUGCGUAAUGAACGCGGUCUUUUCCAGCAACAAUGUCGGGCUCUAGCUGCGAGCUUGGAAAGCAGUGAAGCGAACCUCAAGGAUGCUCUAAGGCAGUACGACGAACUGCGUCACCAGCUUGCUCACCCUGUUAAGACUGAAGCAGCGCCCGUCGCGUCUGUAAUCCGGAAUACCCUGUCUCCUCCAGUCGAAAAACAGUACAAGGCUCAAAUAACAGCUCUGGAGGCUGAGGUGUCUCGAUUGACAUUGGCCAACAAAGAACUGCAGCAGGAGAAGGAGCGCUAUAGACAAGAAGCUGAGACUGCGUCACAGAGACUCAGCAAGUACCGGAACAAUGAUCAUACGUUACGGGAAAACCUUGUGAAGCUUCAGGGAGAGUUGACACGCAAGCGGAGCACUAGUAUCCAUAGCAGAGAUUCCUCGAUAGCCUCUGGCAGCCAGGUGGAUGCAGCCUCUAUCAGAAGUCAACGGUCGACCGCCUCGACCUCGGCGAUACCCUCGGCGUCGUCAUCUGCUCUCUCUGUAAAGCAAGAAUCGUCUUCCAGUGCCCUUGCGAAGCCCCGUCAUGGGGCCUCAACCGCCCUGCCUCUUAUUGAUCUCGCUCAAAUUGAUGAAGGUGCAGGGGAAGAAGAUCAGGCGCCCACGCCGCGGCCGGCUUAUACAGGUUUGGAGUCAAUACCUGCGCCUAGGCGACGUGAACUCGCCAGUCUCCCUAUUAUUAUUCCAGCCGUCGCGAUUUCAGAUUUAGACAAUGCAUUCAGUCGGGACUUUAUAUCAAAUGUACUGGGUGGGAGCAUACAGCCUCUAAUUGUCAGCGUGAGUAAGCAACCUCCUUUGUCUAAGGAGAGGGAAGUACGGAAGUACCUCUGCCCAGGGCUUGACCACAACCCGUGGUGCCCCUCAAUUCCCGGCCACCACGGCUACAUCUUCGUUGGCCUCGGCCGCGAGAAGACGACUUUCCAAGAGCCGGAGAUUCACAACGUCUUCGUCGGCGUAAAAAAGGGGAAAGAAAACCGACGGUUCAGGUACCUUGGCAAGUAUCGUGCGGUCAGAGUUAACCCUCUCACUCCUGACGAGUGGAAUUUCUUGGAUGUCAAGGUGCGAACAACAUAUGCGAAGACUACGAAGGACAAGACCAAGGAUUCCCGUUCGGUGGAGGCUAUAAUGAAAGCCUACGAAACGGGGGAACUCUCAGUUCCUUGUGUUAUGUUGCAGUGUAUAGGAUUUGAUGAAAACCUGUAUACCGCGUUGGUGGCUCAAGCUGCAAAGCCGCCUGCCAGCGCACAAUGGAAGAAGAUCUCGUCUUCUUCCAGUUCUCGGUCCAAUAAACGGGCUUUGGAUGACUACGAUGCCGAUCAAGACGAUUCGAGUCGCCAUAAGCGGCGUACACUAACAACUUCAAGGCGGGCGUCUUGA
This is a messenger RNA of Coprinopsis cinerea okayama7#130, 1737 nucleotides long. RefSeq lists its product as hypothetical. Bases 1 to 1737 code for a protein of 578 amino acids. NCBI's taxonomy places the organism in Eukaryota, Fungi, Basidiomycota, Agaricomycetes, Agaricales, Psathyrellaceae. The record is from RefSeq and is a predicted model, not a curated record. The transcript has 8 exons.